GGCGGCGGGCACCGAGUCACCAGGCACAACCGUGGGCUCCGAGUCAACUGGGAUGACCGCUGGCACUGGGUCAGACAUUGGAUCGUCUGGCUGGACAGCGGGCAUCGGGUCACCAGGCAUCAGGUCAUUUGGCUCGACAGCGGGCACCGCGUCAUCUGGCAAGGCAGUGGGCUCCGAGUCAACUGGUAUGACCGCGGGCACUGGGUCAGACAUUGGAUCGUCUGGCUGGACAGCGGGCACUGGGUCACCAGGCAUCAGGUCAUUUGGCUCGACAGCGGGCACCGCGUCAUCUGGCAAGGCAGUGGGCUCCGAGUCAACAGGCACGACAGUGAGCACACCGGGUCAUCAGGUACCGGAUUGUCUGGCUCGACAGCGGGCAUCGGGUCACCAGGCAUCAGGUCAUUUGGCUCGACAGCGGGCACCGGAUCAGGUACCGGAUCAUCUGGAUCAACAGCGGGCAUCGAGUCAACUGGCCUAAUAGGAUCGUCAGGCUGGAUCAGUUCAUCAUGCUGGGUAGAGGCAUCAGGCCGAGUAGAGGCAUCAGGCCGAGUAGAGGCUUCAGGCCGAGUAGAGGCUUCAG
This is a messenger RNA of Staurois parvus, 580 nucleotides long. The record is from the annotation of a GenBank genome assembly. Lineage: Eukaryota; Metazoa; Chordata; Amphibia; Anura; Ranidae.